Cinara cedri is the source of this 4726-nucleotide messenger RNA. NCBI's taxonomy places the organism in Eukaryota, Metazoa, Arthropoda, Insecta, Hemiptera, Aphididae. The record is from the annotation of a GenBank genome assembly.
GGGUCGCGUGUCCUCCGUCUCUUUCGGCUUUCAAUAAAUUAGCAAACGCUACAGUAUAAAAAUUCAGAAUCCGCAUACCGUCGGAACUAGAGGUACGUUCAACAAUUUCCACCAUGGCUCUUCUUCAAACAUUUACGGUAAGCGUUUUUAUGUAUUUUUUAAAUCGAGUUUUAAAAGUAAUAAUAAUAUUAUAGACCUCAAGAACUUUAUAAAAUUACAUACCCACUUACAACUAGUAUUAUUUUAUUUAUACGAGUAGGUACAUUAUAUAUACUUUUAGUGAUAAUUAUUUUUUUUUAUUUUUUAAAUUGUCAGUUCAUUAUCUGUACUCUAUCCGUCGAUACGUCUAAUUUUCCCAGGCCCAGACCAAGACCAAUCGUAGAAACAUCGACCUUUUUUUUGUAAUCAAUUCUUUGUUAAACUCUACAAAAUUAUAGUAAUUCGACUUUUUUUGAAAAUAAAAAGUUCUGUUUUUCUUAAUACGAUUACUCGAAUUUAAAUUAAAGACAAUUAUGAAUUAUUAUUAUCGAUUCUGGGCGUAAUUAUGAAUUUAUUGGUUUUACUAUGUGUCCGGUUUUUACAUUUUAUAUUUUUAAAAAUCUUUUCUACUAAAUAUUUUGUUCCAAUUGAUGAACAACAAAAAAAUGUCAAAGUUUAAUUUUGUUUAGUUGAUGCACUGGGGAGAUUACUUUUUAAUGUUCUAGGUGCUUUUUAUAAUGAAUGUGAAAAACGGACAAAUUUAUGGCGUUAACAAUUUCAUUAUUUUAAAUUCGUUCUUUGUUUUACGUCGAUGUAUUCGCUUUGGUCGAGCAGAAGUGUUUGAAAAUUUAACAUGAGAUUCAUAAUAAGUUGUAUUUUGUGCUAACAAAAUAUAUAUAUAUAUAUAUAUAUAUAUUUGGCGCAAUGUAGUAAUUUUUUUUAAACAUUUCAAGUUAAAUUUUGACUUAAGCAAAAAAUUACGAUAUUUUACAGUAACUUUUCUCGCAGAAUCAUGUUUCAUCAGCAAUAAUUUAUGGAUGCAUACAGAUAUAAAUAAAAUAUAAUUUUAAUUAUUAUUAUUAUAUAUCCUAUUUUUCAAUAUUUUUCAUUUUAAAAUAUAUUUUUCUCGAUUAUUAUGUGUGUAAAUUCACUAAAAAACUUCGCCACCAACCCCAAUUUAUUUACUUAUUUAUCUGCUAUAUACACAUAUUAUAAUGAUGGUUGAAUUUUGUAUCGUAACAUGAAGUUUAAAAUUGAAUAUAAUAACGUAUAACAAGUAUAACGUUUUAGUCUACUAUUUAAUAUUAAAAAAGUUAUUCAACAAAAAUUUAACUUAAUUUCGUGCAUAUCAAAUAUAUUUAGUUAUAUUUUAUAAAUGCAUUGAUUUUAUUUAAGUUUACCAAAACAGAAAAUAUUCUAAAAAUCCUAGAAUUAUUAUAAACUUACAACAGCUAUGAUAUUAUGUACGAUGUUUGUGUGAUAGGAAGAUAUAUUUUAUGUAGGAUAUCUACACAUUUGAGUUUGGAAUAUUCAGUGACAUUGUUUUUUAAACAUCCAAAUAAUAAUAAUUAAAGUUAGUUAAUUAAUUAAUUAAUUUUAGUUUUUAGUUAUAUAGGUUUCAUUCCUUAAAAAGACGAACAUGUUUCGCACGAUGGGUUUGCCACUGUUGUAGGUGAGAAGUUAGAAAAGUAGGAUAUGGAGAGGAAUUUAAUGUAAAUCUGUACGCAACGAUAAAUUUUCAAGCAUUUCUCUUUUGUCUAACAAUUUUAUUCACAAUAUACUAAGUAAAAAUUAUCUAAAAAUUUCGCAAAAUUAAGAUAACUAUAUAUAGCUCAAUAAUAGCUGAAAAUGUAUUGAACAUUUUACAACGUCUAGAAAAGGCAAAUAUUAAUUUCCUGUUCAAAUUUCAAGUCUCCACGAAUAUUUUUUAUCUGAAAUACAUUAAAAAAACAAAAUUGAAAAUGAUAAAAGCAUUAUUUCCGUAAAUUUUCCAAUUUUUACUACCACUUGAUAGUGGAUACUUUUAAACUGGACAUAGACAUUUGCAAAUAAUUGACGAAUGGACAAAGUUACCACACUAAAAAUAUAAUGUUACUAUUAACUGUAGUAACUAUAUUAUGUUUACUUACUAUACUAUUGUAUCCUUUGUAAUGUAUUUCCAUUUUACAGUCAUAUGGCCUGUAGAUGAGAAGAUGAGAAGGUAGAGGGGAAAUUGAAUGUAUAUCUGUACGCAACGACCAAUCUUUGUUAGCGAAACAAUUUUGAGUGGAGUUCGGUUGUACAAUAUGUUUUGAAAGGUCGUAGUAUUUACGAUUUAAAAAUAACACAUUUCGUAUAUUUUCCCAUUUCCCUUAUUUUUUUCUCCGUCUUUAUCAAUUAUUUUGAAAACCGUUCAGAAAAUCAAAACAUUAAAAAUAAACAUCAUUGUAAAACCAAUACAUUACUCGCUUUCAUCAGAAUCUAAAAUACCUUCUUCAGAAAAUUGUUAAAUUUAUAGUUUUGUGUAUUUCUUUUUGUUUGUAUUUUACAGUUAUUUAAAAAAUACAAAUUUUGAACUGUCAAUUUAUUUUAAUUCUAUUGAUAAGAUUUCACUUUAUUCGUAAAAAUACAUUUGUCACUACAAUUUUGGACAGUUCAAUUAUUGUGCUAAAAUAAGUAUAAUUAGUAUAAUAUGACAUAUUUAUGCCAUGGGCUUACGAUUUUUACGAUUAUGGAUUAAAUUGUUCUAAUUCAAAAUCCACCUAAUAACACAAAAUCAAAUAUAAGUAUUUUUUAUAAAUGUAACUUAAUUUAUCUAUAUUAUAGAUUUUGGUUUUAUUCACGUGUCUCAUCAGCCGCCAAAUAAUUAGCGUUGAGGUAAAUGAGAAGCCAGCGGAAUUAAAACCUUCAGAUUCUACAGAUGUUGAUGAUAAUGUUUCACCUACAAAAAAUUCUCCUUCAGUUAGGCAAACAUAUACUGGAAGUAAUGCUCACGGUUCCGGUGAUGCCAAUAUUAAUUAUGGCCAUCAACAAGGUUUAAAUAGUGCAUCUGGUUCUCUACCUAGUCCUGCGGGUACUUCAGGAGCUGGAAGUUUCGGUGAAAAUAAUGAAGCAAACGGAUUCGGAGGCUUUGGAAAUGGUGGUGCCGGCUCUGGAAGUGGUAGUGGUUUCGGUUCCGGAUUUGGAAGCGGUGGAGCUGGCGCUGGAGGUGGUGGUGGUUUCGGUUCCGGAUUUGGAAGCGGUGGAGCCGGCGCUGGAGGUGGUCAUGGUUUUGGUUCCGGAUUUGGAAACGGUGGAGCCGGUGCUGGAGGCGGCGCUGGAGGUGGUCAUGGUUUUGGUUCCGGAUUUGGAAACGGUGGAGCCGGUGCUGGAGGCGGCGCUGGAGGUGGCGCUGGAGGUGGCGCUGGAGGCGGCGCUGGAGGUGGUCAUGGUUUUGGUUCCGGAUUUGGACACGGUGGAGCCGGUGCUGGAGGUGGUCAUGGUUUUGGUUCCGGAUUUGGAAACGGCGGAGCCGGCGCUGGAGGUGGUUCUGGGUUCGGUACUGGAUUUGGAGGAGGAAGUGGUACAGGAGCUAAUGGCUUAGGAGGAGGACAAGGAUUUGGUAAUGGCUUUGGCGGAGGUCAUGGACAAGCUGUGGGUGGCAGUGGAUUUAAUUCUCUUAAUGGAGGUUUAUCAGGAGUUGGACAAGGUUUUGGUAGUGGUUUUGGAGGAGGCCAUGGACAAGCUGUGGGUGGUAAUGGAUUUAAUUCUGUUAAUGGAGGAUCUUCUGGGGGUGGUUUUGGUGGUGGUUUUGGAGGAGGUCAUAGUCAAGCUGUAGGCGGUAAUGGAUUUAAUGCUGCAGGAAAUGGAGAAACAUCGGGGGGUGGACAAGGUUUUGGUAGCGGAUUUGGAGGAAGCCAAGGUCAAGUUGUAGGUAAUAAUGGAUUUAAUGCUGUCAAUGGAGGUUCUUCAGGAGGUGGUUUUGGUGGAGGUUUUGGAGGAGGUCAUGGUCAAGCUCAAAGUAUUGGUGGAUUUAAUGGAGGUUCAUCGGGUGGCGGCUAUGGUCAUGGACAAGAAACAGAAUUUGGGGAAGGUUAUGGUAAUGGGCAAGGAUCAGGAUUUAAUCCGGGAACGGGUGGAGGAUUUGGUGGUGGUGAAGGAUACGGUAUGGGAGGUGGAUUUAAUGGAGGAUCUAACGGGCCUAACAGCUUACAAUCACAAAAUCAGAAACCUCAAAUAUUAGGAGGUGGCGGUGGUGGUGGCGGUGGCGGCGGUGGUGGUGCCCAAGGCACUGGUCAUUAUGGAGGUGGAGGUGGGUUUGGUUUUGGUGGCUCUGGAAGUGGAGGCCUAGGUCGUUAAAAGUAAUAAUAUUUAAUUUUUAACUAAAUAAUUAAAAAAUAUUUUCAUUUAUUUAUAAUAAUAUAUUUCGAAAUGUAUAAUAAUAAAUUAAUAAAUUAUUAUCUAAGUAAUAUGGUUUAUGUACUUACUACUUAUAUACUAUAUAUAUGCAUAUUAUUAUCAUAUUAAUUGUAUUCUUAUUUUAUUAAAAAACUAAAUUAUUAUAACUUAAAUAAUCCAUUUUAAUUUAACUGACUCGUGUUUAGUAUGCGAUAAUUUAUUUGUAUAAUGUUAUUUUAUUAAUAAAGUUUAAAAAUAAAUCAUCUUUUUGGGACAUUGAACAGAGUAUUAUGUGCAUUUUGUAAUUAUUGAUUAUUGUCUCCGACAAGAAUAUAUCUAAUUGUAUGAUACGGUUAUUUAUAAUAUUUAUUUUAAUCAAAACUUUCAAAAA